CGGUUCCCGGCACGCCUCCGGCACUGCCCCAGGUGCGGCGGGACGGGUGGGGCCGUGGGGAGGUGGCCUUGACCGCGGCUCCGACUCCCCGCCCUGUCCGCCAGCUUGUGCCGGCCGCGCCCCAGGACCGCUCGCAGAGCCGCCGCACCGGCCUCAGCGCCCGAGCCCGCGCAGCGCACCAACCCGGCCGCCGCAGUCUGACUAAACCAUGGCGAUGACUCCCGCUGCUGCCUUUGAGGCCCUCAUGGAUGGAGUGACAAGCUGGGAUGUCCCCAAAGGCCCCAUCCCCAGCGAACUCCUUCUGAUUGGAGAGGCCGCCUUCCCAGUGAUGGUGAAUGACCGGGGCCAGGUCCUCAUUGCUGCCUCCUCCUAUGGUCAAGGCCGCCUCGUGGUUGUGUCCCACGAGGGCUACCUGCUGGAUGCUGGGUUGGCCCCCUUUCUUCUCAAUGCUGUGCGCUGGCUCUGCCCCUCACCGGGGGCUCACGUGGGAGUGCACCCAUCCCUGGCAUCACUAUCAAACAUCCUGCAGGGCUCUGGGGUGGAGGCACAGAUUCGGCCAGAACUGAGAGAACCCCUGGGCGUUUAUUGCAUCAGUGCCUACAGUGACGCCAUGGCUGCAGAGCUGGUCCAGUUUGUGAAACGUGGAGGGGGCUUGCUUAUCGGGGGCCAGGCCUGGUACUGGGCCAGUCAGCAUGGUCGUGACAAGGUGCUGUCCAAGUUCCCCGGGAACCAGGUGACCAGUGUGGCCGGAGUGUACUUCACUGACACGUGUGGGGACAGAAGCCGGUUCAAGGUCUCCAAGAAGGUGCCCAAGAUCCCGCUCCAGGUCAGCUGCGGUGAGGCUCUCGGGCAGGAUCAGCAGCAGCUCCUGGAAGGCAUCUCGGAGCUGGACGUCAGGACGGGGGGAAUCCCUUCCCAGCUGCUGGUCCACGGGCCCCUGGCCUUUCCGCUGGGCCUCGAUGCCUCUCUGGGCUGCUUCCUGGCAGCUGCCCGCUAUGGCCGGGGCCGGGUGGUCCUGGCUGCCCAUGAGGGCAUGCUCUGUGCUCCCAAGCUGGGGCCUUUUUUGCUCAAUGCUGUGCACUGGCUGGCCAGAGGCCAGACGGGCAAAAUUGGGGUGAACACACGUCUUAAAAACCUGUGUGCCCAGCUGUCGGAGUGUGGCCUGGAAUGCAGUCUGGAGCCCCAUCUGACGGGUGACUUGUGUGUCUACUGCUGUGCGGCUUACAGUGACACGGAGGCCACGCAGCUGCGAGAGUUUGUGGCCGAGGGCGGGGGCUUGCUGAUCGGGGGCCAGGCCUGGUGGUGGACCUCCCAGAACCCCGGCCACUCCCCUUUGGCUGGUUUCCCUGGUAACGUCAUCCUCAACUGCUUUGGCCUCAGCAUCCUAGCUCGAACUCUGGACCCAGGCUGUUUCCCUGUCCCUACCCCUGAGAAGCGGAGCUACCACUUCCGCAAGGCGCUGUCUGAAUUCCAGGCUACCUUGAACCACAGGGGUGGGAACUUGGAAAAGAGCUGGCUGGCAAAACUGAGAGCAGAUGGAGCAGCCUUCCUACAGAUCCCUGCAGAAGGGGUCCCUGCUUAUGCAUCUCUGCAUCGGCUCCUGAGGAAGAUGCUGCGUCUGUCAGGCCUCCCAGCUGUGAGCCGGGAGAACCCAGUGGCCAGUGACUCCUGUGAGGCUGCGGUGCUCUGCCUGGCCACGGAGCUGGCGCGCUCUGGGACCGACUGCUCCCAGCUGGUGCAGGGGCAUGGAACCGGGUCCUGCAGCUCCAAUCCACACCCCCCGGAACAUCCCAUCACGGUGGAGAUUGAUGGAAGCAACCCAGGCGGUGAUGAUUCCUGGGUGAGUACAGGGCUCUACCUCCAAAAUGGACAAAGUGCGGAAAUCUCCUUGUCUGAAGCUGCGACCUCUGCUGGCCUGAAGGUGCAGAUUGGCUGCCACACCGACGACUUGACAGGUGCGAGCACGCUGUCUCGAGCUCCGGUGGUGACUCACCAGUGCCUCAUGGACAGGACCAAACGGUCGGUCUCCUGCCUCUGGGGUGGUCUCCUCUAUGUCAUUGUGCCCAAGGGCAGUAAGCUGGGCCCUGUGUCUGUCACCGUCCAGAGGGCUGUGCCUGCCCCGUGUUACACGUUGGGGAAGACAUCCUUGGACGAGUGGAGGAGCUGCAUCCAGGAGAGCCUGGCUCCCUGGGGAGAGCUGGCCACAGACAGUGUCAUCCUGACGGUGCCAACUGCAGCCCUCCGGGCCCUGGAGGACCCAGAGCCCGUGCUCCGCCUCUGGGAUGAGAUGAUGCGGGCCAUAGCCAGGCUGGCAGCCCAGCCCUUCCCCUUCCGCCGUCCAGAGCGGAUUGUUGCCGACGUGCAGAUCUCCGCAGGCUGGAUGCAUUCAGGCUACCCCAUCAUGUGCCACCUGGAGUCGGUGCAGGAACUCAUCAGUGAGUCGGGCAUGAGAAGCAGAGGUCUGUGGGGACCCAUCCAUGAGCUGGGCCACAAUCAGCAGCGGCACGGGUGGGAGUUCCCCCCGCACACCACUGAGGCCACCUGCAACCUCUGGUCAGUCUAUGUGCAUGAGACAGUCCUGGGCAUCCCCAGGGCUCAGGCCCACCCAGCUCUGAGCCCUCUAGAGCGAGAGAAGAGGAUCAGAACCCACCUGGGAAAGGGAGCCCCGCUGCGUGACUGGACCGUGUGGACAGCUCUGGAAACCUACCUCCAGCUCCAGGAGGCCUUUGGGUGGGAGCCGUUCACCCAGCUCUUUGCCGAGUACCAGACGCUCUCUGACCUCCCCAAGGACAACACUGGCAAGAUGAAUCUGUGGGUGAAGAAGUUCUCUGAAAAGGUGGGGAAGAAUCUGGCUCCUUUCUUUGAGGCCUGGGGCUGGCCUGUCCAGGAGGAUGUGGCGGCUCGCCUGGCCUGUCUGCCUGCCUGGCAGGAAAACCCCGUGAAAUCCUACACACCUUGCAGAAAGGAGUGAAGAAGUAUAAAAAUGCUCCCUUUGAAGCGGAUCUUUGGGAGUUUCUGUCGUGGGUUCCCGUCGUCGUCUUUUCUCUACUCACCGUGGGUGGGCUGCAGUGCACCAUGCGCCUGGCCAGCGGAAACACAAGCCAGCUUCCCACUGAUGGUGAAGAGAACCCACUGUCACCGAGGCCUUUGCCUCUAAGAAUCCCUGAGUCUUUCUGGCAAGGCUGACCACCAGUAGUUCUUUGGCUCUUCUUCACAGUCUCUGUUUGAAGAUCCCUUUCCCCUCCCCUUCCCCCUAUCCCCCCAUCUGCCCUUCCUGUCCCCUAUCCCCUUCCCCUAUCCCCUUCC
Molecule: messenger RNA, 3306 nt
Organism: Sus scrofa (pig)
Lineage: Eukaryota; Metazoa; Chordata; Mammalia; Artiodactyla; Suidae
Source: RefSeq, a predicted model, not a curated record